AUGACAGCUUUCGAAGAAUUGGGUGUACUGCCGGAAUUGGGCAAAGCUGUGGACGAAAUGGAAUGGACAUUGCCUACAGAUAUUCAAUCCGAAGCAAUUCCUGCAAUUCUUGGUGGCGGUGAUGUACUUAUGGCAGCAGAAACAGGAAGUGGUAAAACAGGUGCGUUUUGUCUUCCCGUACUGCAAAUCGUUUGGGAGUCAUUACGUGAUUCAAUGUUGGGUAAAGCACGUAAAUCGACUAAUUCUAUUGGUGAAAGGUGGUGCUUAAAUGUACAUGAUAGAGACAACAAUCUUGCGAUUGAUCCGGAUGGAUUACUUUGUCAAAGUCGCGAUCCAAAGGCAUGGAAUGGAACACGCUGUACUCGCGGUGUUGUUGGCAAAGGGAAAUACUACUAUGAAGGUACAGUUACUGAUGAUGGGUUAUGCCGUCUUGGAUGGUCAGCUGCGAAUGCUGUUCUUGAUUUAGGUACUGAUAAUAAAAGUUUUGGUUAUGGUGGUACUGGAAAAAAAAGUUAUAACCGGCAGUUCGAUAAUUAUGGUACUUCGUUCACAUUGAGUGAUACGAUUGGUUGCAUGUUGGAUUUGGAUAAUGGAACAAUUGCUUUUUCAAAAAAUGGCAAGCAUUUAGGAAAAGCUUUUGAUAUUCCAGAAGCAUUGCGGAAUACAGCACUAUAUCCGGCUGUAGUUUUGAAGAAUGCUGAAAUUCGAUUUAAUUUCGGUGAAACAGAGUUCAAAUAUCUUUCGAAGGGCUACAUAGCAGUCUGCAAGGCUUCAUCAGAAAACACUGUUAUUUCACCCAAUGGCUCCUCAAAUGUUAACGAUAGAAAAAAAAUCACAGAACCAAAUGCACCAGCUUGUAUCAUACUUGAACCUACCAAGGAGUUAGCAGAACAAACAGAUGGUCAGUUGAAAACCUUCAAAAAGUAUCUUAAGGAGCCAAUUAUCAGGAAUGCACUUGUCAUAGGCAGUAUUCCGGUGAAUGAACAAUUAAGAAUUAUCAUGUCAGGCAUAGAUAUAAUUACAUGUACACCAGGAAGAUUGGAAGAUUUCAUCCAAAGUGGUAAAAUUCUUUUAUCGAAUGUUCGGUUCUUCAUUUUAGACGAAGCUGAUUCUUUAGUAUCAGCAAAAAAUCAUUUGCCUACUAUCGAGCGUAUUCAUGCUGCGCUGCCGAAGAUAACGGCUUUAGGAGAACGUUUGCAAAUGAUUGUUUGCUCUGCAACGCUGCAUAAUUUUGAUGUUAAGAAGCUUGCUGAUCGUAUGAUGCAUUUCCCACAGUGGGUAGAUCUCAAAGGACAAGAUUCUGUACCGGAGACCGUUCAUCAUGUUGUUUGCAAAGUUGAUGCCAAGAUAGACCGUAUGUGGAUACGUCUAAAACCGCAGGAAAGAGUGCAGACUGAUGGCAUCCAUGCAAAUGAUGAAAUUCGUCCUGGAAGUGAUUACCCAGAAACUCUGUCGGAAGGCACAAAGAUCCUAAAAGGUGAAUACGUCAUAAAGGCCAUUCGUCAAUGUAAUAUGGAUCAGGGCAUCAUUUUUUGUCGUACAAAACUUGAUUGCGAUAAUCUGGAAAGGUACCUGAAACGUAAAGCACAAGAUCUCACAUGCGUUUGCCUGCACGGUGAUCGUCGACCGGAUGAAAGAACCAGAAAUUUGGAUGCCUUUAAAAAAGGCAAAGCAAAAUUUCUCAUUUGCACUGAUGUUGCUGCGCGUGGUAUCGAUGUGAAAGGCAUUCCAUUUGUGAUUAAUGUAACAUUACCGGAUGAAAAAGCAAAUUAUCUUCACCGAAUUGGUCGUGUGGGCCGCGCAGAAAGGAUGGGUUUGGCGAUCUCUCUAGUUUCAGCAUAUCCCGAAAAGGUAUGGUAUCAUAAAUGUCCUUCACGGGGUGUUAAUUGUUCAAAUACAGCUUUGAUAACACAACGUGGUUGUGCAAUUUGGUACGAUGAACCGAAACUUUUGGAAGAUAUUGAAGAGCAUUUGGGUGUAACUGUUCCACAGAUCGAUAAUGAUUUCAUCGUACCAGUUGAUGAAUUUGAUGGUAAAGUUGUUUAUGGAACGAAACGAACUAAUGCUGGUUCUCUUUACGAGGGACAUGCAGUACAAUUAUCCGGAGCAGUUGCACAACUUGCAGAUUUGGAACGUUCAUUGCAACUAUCAUACUUGAGAAUGUUUACUGCUGCAGAAAAGGGCAAGUAG
This is a messenger RNA of Brugia malayi, 2190 nucleotides long. RefSeq names its product ATP-dependent helicase DDX1, putative. The record is from RefSeq and is a predicted model, not a curated record. Lineage: Eukaryota; Metazoa; Nematoda; Chromadorea; Rhabditida; Onchocercidae. Gene Ontology annotation, molecular function: RNA helicase activity; ATP binding; nucleic acid binding. The coding region runs from base 1 to 2190 and encodes 729 amino acids. The transcript is spliced from 19 exons.